CGGCGCGCCACGCGCCGGGGCUAUCCCCGCGUUUAUAAGCGCAGGAGUCUCUCAGUGCGUCACAGCGAACCACGGAGUCAGGAUCCCCCUGCUCGGUGAAGGAGAGCCCCGUUCUCCUGCUUGGACCGGUCCGCUGCCUCGGUUCCGUUCUGGGUUUCUUUUUUUCCUGACUUGGAUCAGAAACUGUGAGUUUAAAGUUUGGAGGAAGGAGGACCUGCUGCGGCUGGAGGACAUUUAUGGAGCAGAGGUCCCACCGCUGAGCUCCCACUGUAAGCUUCUCCUCAGAGGAGAGGAUGAAAUCUGCAGAAGAAGAUGCGUAUGGCUUCACGCCAAACAUCAGCCUCUCCCUCCCACUGGGCAACCCUUGCCUCCCCUCCCAGUACCAAGGCCUCCAGUCCAGCCCCACCAUAUCAGUCUCCGUCACUGAGCCUCAAGCUUUUGACUCGCAGGACGACUUGAGAGCGUCCGGGUUCUAUUCGACCGUCCGUCCAAACGGGGCCCCGGCUCUGGAGAGCCCCCGCAUUGAAAUCACCGCCUACAGUCAAUUUCCUGAGGAUGAGGUGCAGGAGAGCAGCCUUCCAGUUGCCAAGCGGGUCAACUCCAUAGUGACGCUGUCCCUCCCCAAUGCUGACGGUUACCGUGACCCCAGCUGCCUGAGUCCAGCUAGCAGCGUGUCGUCACGCAGCGGCCUCUCAGACGCCUCCUACGAGUCCAGCUUCUCCUACAACUACGACAACUCACCCCAGAACUCCCCCUGGCAGUCACCCUCCGUCUCCCCAAAGGGCUCCACCCUCGCCCUGCCGGGUGAGGGGGGCGCCUCCUGCGGCUCUCCUCGUCACUCACCCUCCGCCUCCCCCCGUACGAGUGUAACAGACGACACCUGGAUGGGGCCUCGAGGUUCCAGGCCCAACUCCCCUUGUGGAGCCAAGAGGAAGUACAGCCUGAACGGCAGCGAAGCGUCGCACAAGAGCUUCCCAUACUCACCCGCCCACUCCCCAGGCCCGUCCCCUCACGCCUCGCCUCGUCUCAGUGUGACGGAGGAAAGCUGGCUGCCCAACACCAACCAGUACACCAACUCUGCCAUCCUGGCAGCCAUCAAUGCCCUCACCACCGACGGCGUGUCCGACAUUGGCGAGGGAAUCCCCAUAAAGGCACGAAAAACCAGCCUGGACCACAGCCCUACGGUCAGCCUGAAGCUAGAGCCGGGAGGCGGAGAGCUGCGCCAUGGAGACCUCGGUCACGAUGAGCUUUCUGCCAACCGAGCGGCCCUGAAGAAGGACGGUUACUGCGGAAGUUUCCUGGAUGUUCCUCAGCCGCCUUACACCUGGACAAAGCCCAAGCAGUUCAUCAGCCCGUCUCUGCCGGCUCUGGACUGGCAGCUCCCAUCCACCUCGAGGCCGUACAGCCUGCAGAUCGAAGUGCAACCCAAGUCGCACCACCGAGCCCACUACGAGACGGAGGGCAGCAGGGGUGCAGUGAAGGCGCUGGCAGGAGGGCACCCAGUCGUCCAGCUCCACGGCUACAUGGAGAACGAGCCUCUGACCCUGCAGCUGUUCAUCGGCACCGCUGACGACAGGCUGCUCAGGCCCCACGCCUUCUACCAGGUCCACCGCAUCACGGGCAAGACGGUGUCCACGCCGAGCCACGAGAUCCUGCACAACAACACCAAGGUGCUGGAGAUCCCGCUGCUGCCGGAGAACAACAUGCGGGCCAUAAUCGACUGCGCAGGAAUCCUGAAGCUUCGCAACUCCGACAUCGAGCUGAGGAAGGGAGAGACGGACAUCGGGCGGAAGAACACGCGCGUUCGGAUGGUUUUCAGAGCUCACAUCAGCCAGCCCAACGGCAGGACAGUGUCUCUGCAGGUGGCAUCAAACCCCAUCGAGUGCUCCCAGAGAUCGGCCCAGGAGCUGCCGCUGGUGGAUAAGCAGAGCCUGGAGACGUGUGCGGCCUCCGGAGGGGAGAGGAUGAUCCUGGACGGGCACAACUUCCAGCACGACUCCAAGGUGGUGUUUGUGGAAAAGGCUCAAGAUGGACACCACAUCUGGGAGACUGAGGCCAAAGUCGACAGAGACACGCUGAAGCCAGUAAGCAACACAUCUGUGUAGGAAACAGCUGUUUCCAAUGAUCUAGC
Messenger RNA from Cyprinodon tularosa, 2131 nucleotides. Its product is annotated as nuclear factor of activated T-cells, cytoplasmic 1-like. Gene Ontology annotation, molecular function: DNA-binding transcription factor activity, RNA polymerase II-specific; transcription factor binding; RNA polymerase II cis-regulatory region sequence-specific DNA binding. NCBI's taxonomy places the organism in Eukaryota, Metazoa, Chordata, Actinopteri, Cyprinodontiformes, Cyprinodontidae. The coding region runs from base 294 to 2105 and encodes 603 amino acids. Gene Ontology annotation, cellular component: transcription regulator complex. The transcript is spliced from 7 exons. Gene Ontology annotation, biological process: cytokine production; regulation of transcription by RNA polymerase II; calcineurin-NFAT signaling cascade. The record is from RefSeq and is a predicted model, not a curated record.